AUGGCGGGUGCGAGCGCGCUGGAUGGUGCGAGCGCGGUGCUGGCGGCGGAAGUGUGCGCGCCGCUGCUGCUCUUGUGCUGGCUGUGCUGCUGGCCUGACGACGCUUCGGAUACAAGCUCCGGCAAGCAUCCCCAGAAACCCAGUGUGAUAACACAUGAAGCAGGUUCGCACCGCCGUUCGACGGAGCUAUUUGGACGAAGAUUUGGAAGCAGUGCUGUCUCUCUGCACCUGCCCAGCACUUCUGGAAGCACAAAGCAAUCGCUAUCAGCGCACAAAAGUCACGAAGACAUUCGCAGUCGCCGCAAAUCGCAACUGGAAGCAGCAGAAAACGAUGCGCGUUACCACUCAGCCCCCAGCGUCAUUGACGAAGUUCUGCACAGAAGGGACUGGGAGCGAUCUACUAAAGAAUUAUACAUUCCUCUCAAACCAGACGGCGAUAGCGUCUCAUUCACAAGAACAAUAACUCCUGACACCGACGAACAUGAUGAGGUACCACUUAGUGACGAACAAAUUGUUUCAAGAUCUUGCAAGAAACACUACACCAAUAUUAAAUCGUCAAGAAAGAAGAACGCAGAAGCAUCAGAAGAUAUUAAAGAUUAUGACGCUACUGAAGCUGAAUCUUCAUUUUACAUUGGAGAUAAUACACCAACUAUUGUGACAGACGACGGUAAUGAUAGGCCACAAGUAUUUAAACCAAAGGAAACGAAGCAAUCACUAAAUGAAUCCAUUAGAAGUAAGGAAAGAAUGAAGCAAACAUUAGUACCAGUGGAGGAAUUCAAAGUGUCUCGGUUUGAAGAAGCUGUUAUCGAGGUCGACAGAUCGGGAGCGAUACACCACAGCGUAGAGUCACGCUCUAGUUUGUAUAAUUCAAAUGGUAUGCCUGUCCCACCGCCAUCUGUAGAAGCGAUAGGCUACGAGUCCGAAGCCUCGUACCCCGAGGAGGAGGGCUGGCAGGCGGGCGCGCCGGCGGUGGGCCCCGCCAGCGUGGCGCCCGCGGCGUGGGGCGACGGCUUCGUGCGCGCGCGCCACGCCAGCGCGGGGGACGUGCUAGCGCCUGUCAUCAGGCCGCAGUCUGGCGCGCUGUCUGAAAGUGACCUGGACUUCGAUUUAGAAGCGUGUGACGAGAUGCCGCCCGCCUACCACGAGGUGCGACUCACCAUGGACAGAAAGGAAACUGCUAUAUAAUUGAAACAUUUUUAGUAAAUAAGUUACUUUCCAUAAAACCUCACAGUUUAACACCAAAAUAAGGUAGUAGGUUGCCAAUUUCAUUGUAAAGUUAACAAAUAUUUUAUUAAUGUUUUAGUUUAAAUUAUUGUGAGAUAGAGCUAGAGAGAGCUUAAAAUAUUUGAAAGUUCAAUUUCAUCCAGCGAAACAUUUUAACUAAAUACUUGCUGUAUAUUUUAAUUAGGUACAUAGACAUUAUGAAAUCCAAAAGUCCAAGAACGAAAUGAAAUGAUUUACUUUGCAAGAAAUGUGGAAGAUUUAAAGAUGUUACAUAUUUCAUUGUUCAGCACAAAUCGCCAACGAAAUAUCCAUCACAAAUUUUUAUGUUUUGAAAUGAAAACAAUGCAGUGCAGAGCGUGUACGACUUCCAUGUUAUUAAAGUUUGCAUCACAGUUUGUAUGUUUUCGUUGAUGUUAAAUAUUAAUGUUGGCAACCAAAAUGUUAUAAGAGACUUAUUAUACGUGCAUUUAUUAAUUUUACAUAAACUAAUCAAGUUAAGAAAUUAUAAUAAUUUAGCGCUCAAUAGAUUAUAUUCUAGUCGA
This is a messenger RNA of Colias croceus (clouded yellow), 1766 nucleotides long. RefSeq lists its product as uncharacterized. The record is from RefSeq and is a predicted model, not a curated record. The coding region runs from base 1 to 1185 and encodes 394 amino acids. NCBI's taxonomy places the organism in Eukaryota, Metazoa, Arthropoda, Insecta, Lepidoptera, Pieridae. The transcript is spliced from 6 exons.